CGCCCGCCUCCAGUGGUCGCACCCGCCCUCGUCCCCCGCAACAUGGCGGUCUAGCGCAGCGGUGCGGACCAGAGCCUCGCUUGCGACGCGUUCGGCGCUGUUGACUGCGCCCGUAACCCGCGGUGGCGUUGCGGUGGUGGUCGGGGCGGGUUUUUUUUCUGCUUUCGGCGGCGGGGAAACAGACUUCAACGUCUCGACGACAAAGCCAUCGUCGAGAGCGGCCCGCGAAGCGAGCGAGGAAGGUGGUGGGGGGGGGGAGGAGGUGUGUGGUGUUGAAGGAGGGCGGCUGCAAUGCACGAGGGCAGACAGACCAAGAAUAUGUUUCUCACCAGGGCACUCGACAAGAUCCUGGCCGACAAGGACGUGAAGAAGGCGCACCACUCGCAGCUGAGGAAAGCCUGCGAGGUCGCGCUCGAUGAAAUAAAAGCCGAAGCGGAGGUGCAGAGUCCUCCCGCGGUGGUGGACGGCAAGGUUGGCUCGUCGGCACUGCCCCCCAUCCGCUCCAAGUCCAACUUCAUCGAAGCGGACAAGUACUUCCUGCCAUUUGAGUUGGCCUGCCAGUCAAAAUGUUCCCGUAUCGUGAGCACCUCCCUCGACUGCCUCCAGAAACUGAUAGCGUACGGACAUCUGACUGGAAACGCGCCCGACAGCACCACCCCAGGGAAGAGGCUUAUCGACCGUAUCAUAGAAACCAUCUGCGGGUGCUUUCAGGGUCCCCAAACGGAUGAGGGAGUGCAGCUACAGAUCAUAAAGGCCCUGCUGACUGCGGUGACGUCUCAGAACAUCGAGAUCCACGAGGGAACGCUGCUACAGACGGUCCGAACCUGCUACAACAUCUACCUGGCCAGCAAGAACAUGAUCAACCAGACGACGGCCAAGGCCACGCUCACGCAGAUGCUCAAUGUCAUCUUCGCUCGCAUGGAGAAUCAGGCGCUGCAGGAGGCGAAACAGAUGGACAGGGACAAACACCCGAGGCACGCUCACCAGCCGGGGUCGCAGCCCGGCGGCGAGGGCCAGCAGGCGGACGCGGAUGGCACACCCGGCACGUCGCACUCCCCGUCGCCGGCCCUGCAGCACGGCCACGUGGGCGAUGCGGAGAGGGCGGAGGUGGCAUCAGACGAAGGCGGUGCCGGCAGCGGUGGUGCCGUGUUUGAGGCGGCAGGAGCGGAGAACGGAGUGGACGGGCCUGAGAACGAGCAGACGGAAGCAGACCGUGGCAUCCCGCCUCACGACUCUCGCGAACCAAGCUGUGCUGAGGACGGGGAGACCCCUGAGCCCGUGGUCGCCGCGCAAGAGAUCGUGCAGAAAAUCCUCAACGAGGUCGUCUCCACAGUGGCUGCAGAAUCGGAAGACGGGAGCGCAGGAAGCCACACUGGCACCCUGGAGGAGGAGGGGAGUGGACCCAACGAUGCAGAGCCCACUCACGCCAACGGGGUCCCAGGAGGAACCAUCCCACCGUACACGCCUUCCCUGCCCGACGAUCGCAUCUCUGUGUCCUCCACAGACACGCAGGAGUCUGGCGUGGCACCUGGGCAGCCCCCAGUGGUGAAGUUCUCCCACAUCCUGCAGAAGGAUGCGUUUCUUGUCUUCCGCUCGCUCUGCAAGCUCUCCAUGAAGCCACUUUCCGACGGACCCCCCGAUCCAAAGUCUCACGAGCUGCGCUCCAAGAUCCUUUCUCUGCAGCUGCUGCUGUCGGUUCUCCAGAACGCCGGGCCAGUGUUCCGCACCAACGAGAUGUUCAUCAACGCCAUCAAGCAGUACCUGUGCGUCGCGCUGUCCAAGAACGGGGUGUCCUCCAUCCCCGAGGUCUUUGAGCUCUCGCUCGCCAUCUUCCUCACCCUCCUGUCCAACUUCAAGACCCACCUCAAGAUGCAGAUCGAAGUGUUCUUCAAAGAGAUUUUUCUCAACAUCUUGGAGACGUCCUCAAGCUCAUUUGAGCACAAGUGGAUGGUGAUUCAGACUCUCACGCGAAUUUGCGCAGAUGCACAAUGCGUGGUGGACAUUUACGUGAACUAUGACUGCGAUCUCAAUGCUGCAAACAUCUUUGAGCGAUUGGUAAACGACCUGUCCAAGAUUGCCCAGGGGCGGAGUGGCCAGGAGCUCGGCAUAACUCCCAACCAGGAGUUGAGCCUUCGCAAAAAGGGGCUGGACUGUCUGGUGUCCAUCCUCAAGUGCAUGGUGGAGUGGAGUAAGGACCAGUACAUCAACCCAAACUCACAGAGCAAUCUAGGUGCGUGCGCGGGUAUUCUGGCACUCGCGUUGGUGCGUGCGGACACAGGGCAGGAGCGGCCGGCGGAGCAGGACGCGACGGUGGACUCGCGCCACCCCGAGACCAUCGGCCGCUACGGCAGCGUCAACUCGCUGGACUCGACCGCCUCCUCGGGCAUCGGCAGUGUGAGCACGCAGCUGUCGGGCGCCGACAACCCCGAGCAAUUCGAGGUCCUCAAACAGCAGAAGGAGAUCAUCGAGCAGGGCAUCGAGCUGUUCAACAAGAAACCCAAGCGCGGCAUUCAGUUCCUGCAGGAGCAAAACAUGCUGGGUACCACGACGGAGGACGUCGCUCAGUUCUUGCACAGCGAGAACCGACUGGACUCGACCCAGGUGGGAGACUACCUCGGGGAGAAUGACAAGCUGAACAAGGAGACCAUGUACACUUACGUGGACCAGAUGGACUUCUCCGGGAAGGACUUUGUGUCGGCGCUCCGCCUCUUCCUUGAGGGUUUCCGCCUGCCCGGAGAGGCCCAGAAGAUAGACAGGCUCAUGGAGAAGUUUGCCGCUCGCUUCUGCGAGUGCAACCAGGGACAAACGGUUUUUGCCAGCGCGGAUACAGCAUAUGUGCUGGCCUACUCGAUAAUUAUGCUCACGACAGACCUGCACAGCUUGCAAGUGAAGCACAAGAUGUCGAAGGAGCAGUACAUCAAAAUGAACCGGGGUAUCAACGACAGCAAGGACCUGCCCGAGGAGUACCUCUCCUCCAUUUACGACGAAAUCGCCGGCAAGAAGAUUGCAAUGAAUGAGAGCAAGGAGUUCGCCCAGAUCUCCAGGCCGCCUAAGCCCAACGUCGCGAGCGAGAGGCAGCGACGGCUUCUCUACAACCUGGAGAUGGAGGCCAUGUCCAGGACUGCCAAGGCGCUGAUGGAGGCUGUGAGCCACGUGCAGGCGGCCUUCACCAGCGCCACCCACCUCGACCACGUGCGGCCCAUGUUCAAGCUCGCAUGGACGCCGUUCCUAGCGGCGUUCAGCGUUGGCCUGCAGGAUUGCGACGACACCGAGGUGGCCUCGCUCUGCCUGGACGGCAUCCGCGGGGCCAUCCGCAUCGCGUGCAUCUUCCACAUGCAGCUGGAGCGCGACGCCUACGUGCAGGCCCUCGCUCGCUUCACGCUGCUCACCGCCAACUCGGGCAUCACCGAGAUGAAGCAGAAGAACAUCGACACCAUCAAGACGCUCAUCAUGGUGGCGCACACCGACGGGAACUACCUGGGCAACUCCUGGCACGAGAUUCUCAAGUGCAUCAGCCAGCUGGAGCUGGCACAGCUGAUUGGCACGGGUGUGAAGUCGCGCUACAUCACUGGGACAUCCCGGCGGCGUGAGGGCACGGCGUCUGGCGCAGGCAUCACCACGGACGACUUCACCGGCCUCGGUCCGCUGGGAGGUGGGAACGUGGACCGAAAGCAGAUCGCCAGUAUCCAGGAGUCCAUCGGAGAGACCAGCUCGCAGAGUGUGGUCGUUGCCGUCGACAGAAUAUUCACUGGAUCCACAAGAUUGGACGGGAAUGCUAUCGUGGACUUUGUGCGCUGCCUGUGCGCCGUGUCGAUGGACGAGCUGGCGUCGCCGUCCCACCCGCGCAUGUUUAGCCUGCAGAAGAUCGUGGAGAUCUCCUACUACAACAUGGGCCGCAUCCGCCUGCAGUGGUCGCGCAUCUGGGAGGUGGUGGGGGACCACUUCAACAAGGUCGGCUGCAACCCCAACGAGGACGUGGCGUUCUUCGCACUCGACUCGCUGCGGCAGCUCUCCAUGAAGUUCCUGGAGAAGGGCGAGCUUGCCAACUUCCGCUUCCAGAAGGACUUCCUGCGGCCCUUCGAGCACAUCAUGAAGAGGAACCGGUCCCCGACGGUGCGGGACAUGGUGGUGCGCUGCAUAACCCAGAUGGUGAACUCGCAAGCGGCCAACAUCCGCUCGGGCUGGAAGAACAUCUUCUCCGUGUUCCACCUGGCAGCGUCUGACCAGGACGAGAGCAUCGUGGAGCUCGCGUUCCAGACCACCAGCCACAUCGUCACCACGGUGUUCGAGAGGCACUUCCCGACCACCAUCGAUUCGUUCCAGGAUGCCGUCAAGUGCCUGUCGGAAUUUGCCUGCAACGCGGCCUUCCCCGAUACGAGCAUGGAGGCCAUCCGCCUCAUCCGGCACUGUGCCAAAUACGUGUCAGAGCGUCCACAGACAUUCCGCGAGCACACGAGCGACGACAUCAACGUGGUGCCCGAGGACCGCGUGUGGGUGCGAGGGUGGUUCCCCAUCCUCUUCGAGCUCUCCUGCAUCAUCAACCGCUGCAAGCUGGACGUCCGCACCAGGGGUCUAACCGUGAUGUUUGAGAUCAUGAAGACGUACGGGCACACGUUUGAGAAGCACUGGUGGCAGGACCUCUUCCGAAUCGUGUUCCGCAUCUUUGACAACAUGAAGCUGCCCGAGCAGCAGACAGAGGUGAAAAGCAAAACGGAAUGGAUGACGACGACCUGCAACCACGCGCUCUACGCCAUCUGCGACGUAUUCACGCAGUACUAUGAGGUGCUCGACGACAUCCUGCUCGAUGACAUCUUCUCGCAGCUCUACUGGUGUGUGCAGCAAGACAACGAGCAGCUGGCUCGCUCGGGCACCAACUGUCUGGAGAACGUGGUGAUUCUCAACGGAGAGAAGUUCUCGCCGAGCACGUGGGACAAGACGUGCUCCUGCAUGCUCGACAUCUUCAAGACCACCAUCCCCAACGCGUUGCUGACGUGGAGACCCGUGGGGGUGGAGGGCGAGUCCUCUCCGUCUCACGGCGAUGGCAGCGAAAAGCCCUCGGAUGCCGUGUCGCAGCGCUCCUUCGACGUGUCGGUUCGCACGGACGAACACGCUGACCGGCCAUCGGGCGACACCUGGAAGCAGAGCCAGUUCAGCCUGGUGUCGACAGCGAGCGACGAGCAGGGCCGCGGCAAGGGCCUGAGGAUGUCCGAGCAGAAGCUGUUCGCCGCACUGCUCAUCAAGUGCGUGGUCCAGCUGGAGCUCAUCCAGACGAUCGACAACAUCGUGUUCUUCCCCGCCACCAGUAAGAAGGAGGACGCCGAGAAUCUUGCCGCAGCCCAGCGCGACUCUGACGCAGACGUGCACAUUGACACGGAAGACCAGGGCAUGUACCGCUACCUGAGCUCCAACCAGCUGUUCAAGCUGCUCGACUGCCUCCUCGAGUCCCACCGAUUCGCCAAGGCCUUCAACGCCAGCCACGAGCAGCGUACCGCACUCUGGAAGGCUGGGUUUAAGGGCAAGUCAAAGCCGAACCUGCUGAAGCAGGAGACGAGCAGCCUGGCGUGUUCGCUGCGCAUCCUCUUCCGCAUGUACAUGGACGAGAGCAGGCAGAACGCCUGGGGAGAGGUCCAGAACCGCCUCAUUGGGGCGUGCAGCGAGGCGUUCAGCUACUUCUUGUCACUGACUUCUGAGUCUCACCGGGAGGCGUGGACCAACCUCCUGCUGCUCUUCCUCACCAAGAUCCUCAAGAUCAGCGACGAGCGAUUCCGAGCCCACGCCUCGAGCUACUACCCGCUGCUGUGCGAGAUCAUGAUGUUCGACCUCGUGCCCGAGCUGAGGACCGUGCUGCGAAAGUUUUUCCUCCGCAUCGGCGCCGUCUUUGGCAUUUCCAUGCAGCAGCCGGAGACGCCCGGCUACAAGUAGAGAUGUCUCCGUUGUUCCGCUUAGCAAAGAAGGAGAAAAGGGUGGUACAUUUGAUUGUAAGUUCACAGUUGUUAUUAUUAUCAUCAUUACUGUACUAUUAUUAUUAUAAUGUCGUCCUUGUCAUUUAAUUCAGUUACGGAAAGGUUUUCAACUCGAGAAGGUGAAAUGUACGUCACAUGACCGGAGGGUUUUGUCCUCUGCGAGUGACUAAGCUGUAAACAUUUACUACAAUUGGUGUGCGCUUCUCUCAGGGCGGGAGGCGUUGAAGAGCUUGCGAUGAUUUCGACGGAAGAGAUUUCUCUUGAGAGUCACAGUGGUGAAGUGUGAUCAUGCCCACGUCUGUAGCCUUACCCCCUCCCCCCCACCGCCUCUUGUGCUGGCUAAACGCUUACCCAACCUUGCCCUGUUAUCGACAGACCAUCUGCAUUCCUAUUUAAGAUACCGACGGCAGGUCAUAUGAACAUUCGGAAAGGGUAUUAAAGUAUAUUAAUAAUUGUACAGCAUUGCAUGUAUUUAUAUUGAUGCUUUUAACUGGAAAAAAGCCCAAUUAUUUGUUAGAUUGGGUCAAGCUGCAUAUUUGUAAAAAACUAAAAAGUGACAUAAAAACACCGUGUACUCCUUCAUGACUUAGGCAAAAAAAAAAAGUUCAAAAUUGUUUUUGUUUGCUUGGAUCCAUGCACAAGAGGCCUGCUGAUGUGGUAAAGGUGUAAGAUAUAAGCUUGAGCAAGCACUAAACUGUGAACACUUUAUGGGUGUGGAGAUCUUCAUUGAUGUGUUUUUCUUUGUGAAGCUUUAUGGACUUUUUUUUAUACAUUGCUGUGUGUGUGCAGGGCGCUGGUACAUUUUAUGACGCGCACGCACAGGCGGUCUCUCGCUGAAUCACUUUCGUGUUACGUUGUGUUAAUCUCCAAGGGCCGAGAGUGCUCCUAUAAUUUAAUGUACAUUUAAUUGGGAGUCUGAUUUUGGUAUGGGGGAUUGUAUUUACUGAAGGGAAUGUGUGUGUGUGUAUAUUGGAACCACAGUUAUAUAAACAACAUCAUACUCUGUAAUCAGAGGUCUUCAGUUUAGCAGCGGUGUCCGCUAAGUCCACCUGCACCGGGAAUGCAUUGCAAAAAUGUCCUUGUCAAAGAUUUAUUUUUUGAGUGUUCAUCGUUGCAUUAUCUCACAUUGGUACAAUAGCUUUUUUUCCAUUGUAUGUUGGCCUUGAAACUUAAGUUGUUUAACAACGCAAAUAAAUAAACAAAAACUCCAACGUAAUUUUUUUUGGCACAGCAGAGUCCAAAAUUCUGUUUUGGCUACGUGCAGCCGCUUGCAUGGUCAUCGUCAUAUCACGGUGCUUUGAUGGCAGGGGGUGUUAGAUACAUUUACAGUUUACACUGAGAAGUAGCUGGGCGACCGUGGGGUCAUUCGCUUCGCAGUGUAGAGUUAGAUGGCUGGCUGGCAUUGAGCAUGCAGCCCACGUCCACGGCGUGGUGUGCAACUCGGGAGACGGAUUUCCCUCGGAGAAGAAAAUUAUACGGCAACACUAUUAUAACAGCGAGCGUGCGGUGUUGGAGCCAAUCCUAGAUGAAGCGUGUCUUUGCCGUGCCGGCUUGCAACAAGGGCAUUGCGUUUGACUAGGAAUCCCCAUUCUCCAGCGCUCGCCUUGUUGGAGGCUGCUUAAUUCGGACGUGACAUUUCGCGUGCCCGUGCUUCAAUGUGGCAGCAUUGUGCAUUCGGCGUAGCUUACGGUGGGAGCAUAGAGCACAAGCUCGAACGUGGAAGCAUUGCUGGUUUGGGGGGGGGGGGGGGGGGUAUGUUCAGACGCCACCUUAUCCGUCCCGUGAAAAAAGCACUGUUAUGCUGGAAAUGAGCUCCGGUUUCUUCUCGCUCUUUGAUGACUUCUCUGCUUGCGCUGUGCUCUCGGGGAGAGAGGGAGUCGGACAAAGUGUAUAAAUUUGUUUUGCUGUUGAUUCAUAUGCGUUAAUUAUAUGCGGGUCGAUGCGUGUACUUUAGGUCGUGGUAUAUAUAAUAAUAUAUAUGGAAUUCAAAUAUGAAAUUUAAAAAAAGUGAGAUGUAAGAAAUUUGACUUUAAACAUUAGCGGGGAUUGCAAAGAAGAUUGUGCGCAAUGACUUUAUCAGCCCAAUACUUAGUAAAAACAAAUUUCCAAUCAUUCACAGCUGUGGUGAGGGUGUAGCAGUCGAAAUCGCUGGUGGAUGUUAAUUAAACAAUGUAUAUGGAACAGCCAUAUAUAGUUUUUCUAUGUAAAGAAAAAUAACGGAUGCACCGCGGUUUAUGUACAGUUUAAUGGAGAUCAUCUGGUGGGACCUAAGCUGAGUAAUAAUAGUACGAAUAAAUGUUUUCAAACUCAA
Messenger RNA from Petromyzon marinus (sea lamprey), 8274 nucleotides. Lineage: Eukaryota; Metazoa; Chordata; Hyperoartia; Petromyzontiformes; Petromyzontidae. The record is from RefSeq and is a predicted model, not a curated record.